Panicum virgatum (switchgrass) is the source of this 1145-nucleotide messenger RNA. RefSeq names its product thioredoxin H-type 2-like. The record is from RefSeq and is a predicted model, not a curated record. The transcript is spliced from 3 exons. NCBI's taxonomy places the organism in Eukaryota, Viridiplantae, Streptophyta, Magnoliopsida, Poales, Poaceae. Bases 112 to 600 code for a protein of 162 amino acids.
CACGCUCCUCCUCCUCCUCCUUGCUCGCUCUAACUAUAUAAUGCCGUCACCUCCUCGCACUGAUUUAUUUCCCUCAUAACGAGCUGAGCGAGCUUAUUUUUAAUAGAUAUUAUGGCGAUGAUGGUUGGUGGACCACCGCCUGCCGGUAACGACACGAUAGAAUCACACAACGUGUUGCCCAUCGGAACGGCGCAAGAGUUGCAAGCGAGAAAGAAUGACAACCGGAACAAGGAGCUGUUUGUGUACGGGUUCACGUCCAAGGAUUACCAGCAACCGAGUAGAAUCAUGAGCAGGGAGUUCAGAAAGCUCUCCGUGGACACUAAGUUCAAGGAUGCCGCCGCGUUCUUCGAGAUGGACGUCGACAACUUCCAGGAUCUGGCGCAGCAAUACAAACUGGAUGUGUACCCUGCGUUCCUGCUGCUGAAUCCCAAGGACACCGACAAGGAGGUGGGCGCCAGGGUCACCGGCAUCGACCCGUGGAAGCUCAGGAGCAGCAUCCAGGACGCGCUGAACCAGCUGCGGGCACCGCCUGUCCGCCAACCAGAUCCUCCGAGACGGCGCCGACGUAGACGAAGCUAUGGCAUGCAUUUAGUCCGCUAAAACUGGCUAUAGCCCGCUAAAUGCCGGCUAUAGCUCGCUAAAUGCCGUAACGGCAGCUCUGCCGCUAAACGUGUUAGCCGGCGAUUUAAAACCUUAGGAAAUAUAAAGGAGGGGAUGAGGGAAUGGUGAACCAGCUGCUGAAAGGCGCGUACUGCCGGGUAUGGUGGUUAUUCCGGGUAUGGUUAUGCCGGCGGGUAUGGUGGUGGUUAUUCCGAGUAUGGUUAUGCCGGCGGGUAUGGUGGUUAUUCCGGCGGGUAUGGUGCCAUGUAAUUACAUGGAGCUGACCCGACGAUCAACUAAUAUAUGUGUUCUCGGCUAGCUAUCUAUAGCUUCGCCUGUGGCUCGAUCAGCUCCCUUAUGGGUCCAUCGAUACAUACUGUAUUGUACUGUUACUGUAUGAUCUGAUGCAAGCACAGCGUGCAUGCUUUAGUUUGCUAAUAAAUUUCUGUGUAAUUAAAUAUGUAAGAAACAUGGCUUGUUAGGCAAUAGUUUGUGAUUUUGGUGAUUAUGUGACAAUAUAGUCAAUGAGAUUAAUGAUUUUGUGA